Molecule: messenger RNA, 3479 nt
Organism: Saccoglossus kowalevskii
Lineage: Eukaryota; Metazoa; Hemichordata; Enteropneusta; Harrimaniidae
Product: coiled-coil domain-containing protein 39-like
Biological process (GO): cilium-dependent cell motility; inner dynein arm assembly; epithelial cilium movement involved in determination of left/right asymmetry
Cellular component (GO): axoneme
Source: RefSeq, a predicted model, not a curated record
GGUAACCACAGCAAACAAAUGGAUUCUUAGCUCAGCUGGGUCGUCAUAUUCCUAAUUUGUGCCAAUAUUCGACGAUUUAGACCAAUCCAGGACCCACAAGGACAUCUCAAGAGAUCCAUAAUUAUCUAGAAACGUACUUUUUUCACAAUUUUUGGCAUAUACUCGUGUCGCUAAUCAGAUUUAAUUGUAACCCUUUUCUGCGGAAGUUAAUAUUCGAGAUCCAGAAAACAUGAGCGUGAGAAGUGUUUUGAGUGAACUUGAAUGGGAUGAAGGCCUCAGCAUGCCUGUCGCCAAUAAGGAAAACAAAUUACUUGAAGAUGAGGUCCAGCAGAAACAACGGGACAUCAUCCGCUACCAAAACGAAGUGGCCGACAAUGAUGACCGCGUCCAUGCCAUGUCCGAACACAUGAAGAAUGUCAUGCAAGAGUUACAACAUACCCAGGCAUUGCUUAAAGCCAGGAAAAAUGAGGUGGAGACAGAGCGACAUUUGUUGCUGAUAGCUCAACGAGAGGAAGGUAGGCUUCGUCAGGAGACUAUACGACUGGAGAAUGAGCUAGCAGAUUUGAAGGAGAAAAGGAAUAUGUAUGAGAAUAACAUCUUCAAGCAAACCCAGAAACUGGAGGAGCUUAAGUCACAGAUGAGUUGGGAUCAGCAGGCGUUAGAAGCAUGGCUGGAAGAGUCUGCAAGGAAAGAUGAAGAUGCCAUGACGAUUGCAAAAUAUACACGUAUGGAUGAUGCUAAAGUUAAGGAAUUAUCCUUGCGAAUGGAGAGACUGACUGACGAGCAGCGACGGAAGCGGAAAUUGUUGAAUCAUGAAACAACAGAGACAUUAACAGCUCAGCUUGAGCUAGACAAAACUGCUGAAGAGUUCCGUAAGGCCCACAACGAUCGUCAGCAACUUAUCCAUCAAUGGGAGCAAACAAUUGAACAAAUGCAGAGAAGAGACAAGGAGAUGGAUCAGUUAGCUGCGGAGCUUGCAAAGGUCAAAGCCGAGGUUCGAUCAAGACAUGAAGUAGUGAAAGAGAAACAACAGUUCCUUGAGAAUGAAAUGGAGAAUAACCAAGAGAUGGAAAAGAAGAUUGGUAGUACAGACCGCAUAGCUGCUAAACUGAGAAUUGAUUAUCAACAACAGGAAUCUCAACGAAUACAGUUCUCUGAUGAGCUUGAUACUUUGAAGUUCACCGUAGAAAGAACUGCAAAUGAUCUGGAGAGUAUGAGGAAACAGGUUGGUGAUUUAAAAAAAGAAGUUGAAGACAAAGUGAACCACCUUGGUAAUGCUAAAGAUCUUCGAGAGCAAUUGCAUGAGAAACUACGAUACACCACCGAGGCCAAACUGACCGCUGAGGAGAGAGCCAUGAUGAUGGACAAACUUCUGUCAGACGAGGAGAACAGUCAGAGACUGAUUGACUCUGAGCUCAAAAGACUGCGUGAGAUUCAGUUCCGCAAAACCCAGGAGUUGUUUCAAGCUAAAGCGAUGGAGAAGAACGCGAAUGCCGAAAUUCGUGGGUCACGAGCUGCAAGUCGUAAUCUUAGUAGCAGAAUUGGCAAGUUAGAUCAUGAUUCACUGAAACAGCUAGAAAUUAUUUACAACCAGGACUUCCAAAUUCAACAACUUGAGCGUAAAAUAUCUCGCAUGCAAGGUGAGCGUAGCACAGAGGAAAUGGACCAGCUGAACUUGAAGAUCCAAGAAUUGACUAGUGUGUUGAAUGACCGAAAUGAUGUGCAUUCAUUGCUGAGUUUGCAGUUGAAAAGACUUCAGGAUGAUAUACGCCGUGUGAAACGCGACCUGGAUAAGAGUGGUAACGAGAAGGCUGACUUGACAAGCAAAAUUGAGGAGUUGAAUCUGCAUAAUGAUAGCUCGCAACGAGAAUUGAAGAAGAUUAUCAGAAACAAAGAGGACUUGAUGGUUGACGAGAAUAUUUUAAAGCUUGAGAUCAAGCGAUUACGUGACAACCUGAAUAGCAAAGCAGACACUGUGUUGUCACUGGAGAAAAGACGACUACAACUUAACACGGCAAUGAAAGAAAGGCGUCAAGAGAUUAAUAUUCAUUACGACAUGCUGAGAGCACAGCUAAAAGCUGCAGACGAGGAGAAAUCAACCGUCAGUGCAGAGUUACAUGAAAGAAUUACAAAAAUCGAUAAGCUGAGAAAAAGGUAUGUAAAAAUCAAAAGCACAUGUCACAAUCAGGGAUUUGAUAAAGCAUUAUUAUUUUGUAAAACCAACUGUCGUUACUUGCAGGCCGCUCAAGAGAAGGAAGAGUUACAGAGAGAAGGUGAUGAUUUGGAUGCUAGGAUACGCAAGGCAGAAAAAGAAAUUCGUGCUCUGGAGAAUACGUUACGACUCAUGAAUGGACGUAAUGAACAAUAUCGUAAAAGUUUUAAUAAAGUCACUGAAACUAGCGAGGAGUACGAAGAGAAGCAGAGACUAGAGGAGCAAAUCAGAGCUGUGAUGGAUAAGUACAAAUACAAAAGACGACAAAUCCGUGAGUUGCAGGAAGAUUUGCAGAUGAUGAGUAAUACGCUGGAUAAUUUGAACCGAGAUGAGAAUGCCUAUGUGGAAAUGAUUGAAGAAAAACAGGAGAAAAUUGCUCAGCUAAACAAGGAUCUUGAAGACCAGAAGCAGAAGUUGGAACGCGUUGCUAAACAGACGGCCAGAUAUGCCAGGGAGAUAAGAACAUCUAAGAAGAGUAAAGGAGCGACCCACGAAGAGCGUGAUUUUGAGCUGCGAGAAUUGCGUGACUUCAACAAGGGCGUGAUUCGCCAAAUCGGUGAAGUGGCACACAACUAUCCAGACAUCGGAUCAACUGUGCAAAUGCUUUUUUCACAGGCUGGUUUACCUCCUCCCCCGCCACCGAGUACCACUGGAAGAAGUGCAAGUUCACGGCUGUAUUCUUCUGGUAGUGCCCGUAGCUGGGACAGUCAGUCAUCAGCUAGGACGCCAUCAUCUGGGCGUAGUUUAGCAUCGAGUAGAGCUACUAGUACUACAGCUGCCAAGGUCGACAUUGGUGGUGAUUUCGGUGUCAGUGGUAGUGGCAUGGCCUCUCCUAAAGGUAAAAAAUCUCCAUUUGGUACUCCGUUGGGUACACCAAAAGGUACACCAAAAGGGACUCCGAAAGGAACUCCAAAAAACACACCACCUGGUAGCCGACAGGGAUCCAGACCUGGUAGUGGUGCUAGCAGUCGGGCCAGUGCACGUAGUGCAAGAUCUUAAAAACAUAAAUCAAUCCCCCAACAUUCCGGUUGAAAUUGACCAAUCUACUUGUAUACAAGUUAAACUAGGAAUGAUUUCAUUAGACUUAAAUUCCUGUUAUUUUAAAUGCAAGUUAUCUGAAAUGUCCCUGUCUAUUGAAAUGAAUAUAUCAUUGCGUUGUGUUUUGUGCCAGCUACUAUUGUAAUAUAGUGUAUAAAAUGAACAUGUUUUCUUUUUGUUUGUACAUUUACCUGUUACUGACUUAAUAUUAAUAAAAAGAUAAUUGAUG